This is a messenger RNA of Dovyalis caffra, 1296 nucleotides long. Lineage: Eukaryota; Viridiplantae; Streptophyta; Magnoliopsida; Malpighiales; Salicaceae. The record is from the annotation of a GenBank genome assembly.
AUGUUGAAGAUUUGGGUGUCUUGGCUAAUGAUUAUGUUGCUUUUGUGCUCAAUAGCAACAGCAAUAGCUCAAAGUCCAGCCGAUUCAAAACCUGGUUGCCGAGACAAAUGUGGUAAUGUUAGUGUUCCCUAUCCAUUUGGCAUCGAUGAUCCCGGUUGUGCCGAAAACGAGGACAUGUAUCUAAAUUGUAGUCAGAGUGAUGGUGAUGAUCCUGAGAAGUUGUGGUUUGAUAAUGUUCCUCUUCUUAAUAUAUCAGUGCUUGAAGGCUCAAUGAUUGUCAGCAUCCCCACAUCAUAUGACUGCUACAACCAGUCCGGGUUGAUAAGUAAUGUUUCUUAUUCUAUCAAUCUCGGCCAGGGCCUCUACAUGUUUUCAGAAACCCAAAACGUGUUCACAGCUAUAGGUUGUGAUACUAUGGCUUUUGUAAGCAACGAAGAGGUAACAUAUGGGGCUGCUUGUAUCUCCUUGUGCAAUGAAACUGUGAGUCUGGCCGACAACAGUUCUUGCUCAGGUUCAGGAUGCUGUCAGACUUCAAUUCCUAAGGGUCUGAAGUCUCUGUAUAUUAGCUCCAUGUCUCUACAAAACCACACGAAUAUUUCAGACUUCAAUCCUUGCGGAUAUGCGUUUUUAGCGGAUAAAAGAUCCUUCAAGGCUUCAGAUUGGCAGCUCUCAGGUUGGCCAGAUGGAAAUGUUUCAGAUGUUGUGAUCGACUGGGUUGUCGAAACUAAGACGUGUGAACAGGCUCAAGCGAAUACUAGUUCAUAUGCUUGCAGUAAUAAUACUAAUUGCUCUGAGAAUGGCCAAGGAUAUCGUUGCGAAUGCAAAGACGGAUUCACAGGAAAUCCCUAUCUCUCACCAGGAUGCCAAGAUAUUGACGAAUGCGCUGAUCAACGAAGAUAUCCUUGCAAAGGAAAGUGCAAGAACACGCCUGGAAAUUACACAUGCACUUGUCCACUGGGCAUGCAUGGUGAUGGUAAAACAGGUUGUCAAGGAUUUGGUAUUGCCACAAUAGCUUCAGUUACUGGAGGAAUUAUUUCCCUUGCGAUUAUCGGUGUGCUACUCUACAUAAUUUUGACGAAAUUAAGAAAGGAGAAAAACUUCAGAGAAAAUGGAGGCAUGGUGUUAAAGCAUCAACGACCAUGGAAUGGUGAUCUCAGAAUUGGAGCUUGUCAAGAAAGUGAGAAGGGCGAAGGAAUGUCUGCGGCCCAACAUUUAUUGAACCCCAUUUUCUCGGGCGAUAGAGCUGCCUCUUUAGACUUCGAGGCUCGAGCUUCAUUUGGAACUUCAGAAAAUUGA